GUUCGCUUUCGUGAGACUACUAAACAUUGGAAAACCAAUCAGCUUUGUAUCAUACCUAUUAGCUCUCAAACGAUAGCUAGCUAGCUUCAUUGCCAUCAUCACGCUUCACGCAAAGAGAGAACAGACAUUCCACAGCGAAGAUGGCUUCUUCAAACGAGAAACCCGAAACAAUCACAGGCGGCUGCCUCUGCGGAUCGGUUCGCUACAUUGCGACGUUCCCACCAGAUCACGACUUUGCGGAUAGCGUGAGUUGUAACUCCCCUCUUCGCUUUCUAAAUCCAAAGCGUGAAAACACCACUCAAUGACACUGAUAAUGGCUCACCGCCAACAGUCAACAACAUGCCAAUGCGAGCAAUGCCGCAAAAACACCGGUGCCCUCAUCUUCUACUCCCACCAGCUCCCCAAGUCCGCCGUCGACUUCACGUCCAAGGAGACGCUCAAGCUCUACUCGGCCACGCCGCACUUUGAGCGCGGCUUCUGCAGCAACUGCGGGGGGCUGCUCUUCUGGCAGAGGGACAGCGGCGCCAACAUUUGCCUCACGGUUGGGUGCUUCGAUAGGCCCGUUUUGGAAAAGUACGGGCCGCUGCUGACGUCGGCCAAGAGGCAUCUGUUUUGCGACAGGCAGAUAACUGGUGUUACAGAUCAUUUACGGGGUAACAGGUAUCCAGGGGAUGAUGAAUGAGCUGUAUGUUUGCUUGAAACAAAUCAAUCAUGAUUCUGUAUUGUAACUACCUAGUAAAAGGUUGCAACUACCUGAUG
Messenger RNA from Trichoderma atroviride IMI 206040, 759 nucleotides. Lineage: Eukaryota; Fungi; Ascomycota; Sordariomycetes; Hypocreales; Hypocreaceae. The record is from RefSeq and is a predicted model, not a curated record.